Messenger RNA from Mugil cephalus (flathead mullet), 6085 nucleotides. Its product is annotated as junctional protein associated with coronary artery disease. The record is from RefSeq and is a predicted model, not a curated record. Gene Ontology annotation, biological process: positive regulation of blood vessel endothelial cell proliferation involved in sprouting angiogenesis. Lineage: Eukaryota; Metazoa; Chordata; Actinopteri; Mugiliformes; Mugilidae. Gene Ontology annotation, cellular component: adherens junction; ruffle membrane. Bases 474 to 4724 code for a protein of 1416 amino acids. The transcript is spliced from 4 exons.
CCUCUGCUCCACACAUCUGUAGUUAUCAUUCAAGUCAAUAUGCAAGGCUGAAUGGAGAGAGAGAGAGAGAGGGAGGGGGACUGUUGCUAUGAAAAAGGGAAAGUUAGGAGAAACAGUUUGGAAGAAACCAUUCUGACAUCCCUUUUUUUUUUUUUUUUUUUUUCUCUGUGGCUGCCUGCAUGUGAGGAGCCCACCCCACCUCAGCUGUAGUGAGGAGAGCCCAGUCCAGGCAGCCAGCAACCAGCGCGUCUCUGCCUACCAAUAGGCAUGCUCGGCUCAGGCUCUGUGCAGUGCUUCUCAGUCUCAGCAGCCGAAGCUGGGCGCAGGGGAACUGCGACGGCCGCGCCAAGCAUCUUCCCAGUGAUGGCCUCUGCCGAGCAACCGUGCUCCAGCUUCCACCAGCAGCAGCACUGCGCAUAAGGCAACACACCCACCUUUGCCCUCAGCGCCCAGAAGUGAGAGAGACGACCACCAUGUACAGUGUGGAGGACCUCCUCAUUUCGCACGGAUACAAAUUGCCCAAGAGCGGCCCUCCGUCGUCCGCCACGCCUUACGACAAGCGCCCCGCCGACUGCCAGCGCGAACUCGUGGACAACAGGGCCGGCCGGGGGACGCUGAACGGGUACGAGGCGGACCGGGGGGCGUCCAUCACCGGCAUCGCAGGCAUCUACGGCAGCAGGCAGGCGCUGGUGAAGGGCUACCCCGGCAUAGACGGCGAGAGCGGGGAGAGGAACCUGAGGAGGAAAGAAGUCGGCAUCGGUAUCCUAGGUGACGCUCAGCCCUUGGGUGAUUCUCUUGCCACAGAUAGUGGGUUCUACGAUGUUCCUAGUUUGACUUAUUCAGAGCCACUGAGCCAUGAUGAGAGGGAUGUUUCCUACUGGCGAAGACGGGGCCAGGAUUUCAGCAUCCUUCUGGACUAUGCUGAUGGCAGGGAGCUGAGGGCCUCUGCUGGAGCAUGGAGGCCACAGGCCCUGAUCUCAGCAGAGGAAUACAGGGCAGAGAGGCAAGCGCAGCAGCUAUGGGAGGACAUUUCCUGGUUAAGGGACCCAGAUGCUGGUCCUGGUCAGCUAAGGGUGACUACGGAGAGGAAGUGCCAGAGCCUUGGUACAGAGGAGUGGAGGCCAGCUGUGGGCCUGGGGAGGCAACUGUCAGAUGGGGAUGGAGAAAGGUGGGCUCAGGAGCAGUACCGCCUUAGAACACCUGAGGGUUUUUUUCACCCUAGAACUAAAGCAAAGUCUCAGUCUCUCCCCAGAGUUUUGUCACCAGAAGGACCUGACUGCAGAGAGCUCAUUCCAUCAAGGCCUAGCCUACCCGACAGGCAACAGAGAUUAAACAGCACUGUCUUCUCUGGGCCCUACAGUAGGUAUAUCUAUGGUGGUGGCAGGGACCGGUGGGGUAGGAAUAUCGGGCCAAGCAGCCAUGUCGCACUUUUACCAAAGCCCAGGUUCAGUAGGCCACUAAAGCCUCCGUCAUAUGAGAUUCACCAGCAGACAAGGGGUAGCGCAGAAAUGCUUGCUAUAGACCAGGGUGCCAAACAAAAAGACAGAUCUAUCUAUUAUCCAAGGGGUGGGGAUCUGAGACAAGACUAUUUCGCACAACACUCUGCCAUCACUGGAAUGGAGCCUCCUGGCUACAUCCCACCCCCAUCUUAUAAAAGAGCCCCACUCCCAAGAGCAGUUUCAAUCAACCGCAAUGAAAUGGCAAAUUUAAGAUGGAGGGCAGAAGCUUUGCAGAUGCCUAGCUCAGAUCCUGGAAGGUGGUUUUCCAGACAGACAAGUGGCUCGUGGCUGGAACAUUAUGGAGAGCGUGUUGCGUCCUAUCGAAAACAGGUACAUUCUGGACAUGAAGAGCAACCAAGUCAUGCCCGUCAAUUACCCACUGAAGACCCAAGAGUGAAGCAAAUCUCAGGAGGGCCUAGCGGAGCUUCUCUCACUGACUCAGACAAGAUCCGUAACAUCAACAAAGAGAUUCCGCCCGCUAAGAUUUUAGGACAAUCUACACAUGAUAGUGCCUUUCCUCCCCAACAGGGGCCAUCUCUCAAUACUGAAACACGCAAAACAGCUCUUAAUGACAACGAAAGCAGUACUAGAUGGUGCAACAGGGGAAUUAAAAAAAGUGACAGUGUAGCUUCUGAACAAAACCGUAGUCAGUUUUUUCCUUCAUCUAUUCUGGGUAAACCACCACCACCUCCAUGUAAGCCGGCUGAGCAGGGUGUCGCUGAAACUGUGGCAGAAGUAAAAAAGGUGGAACUACCUGAACCACCAGAGAAAGACAAAUCCAAGAAUCUAAAAAAGAGACUUAGCGAAACUAUUUUUUGUUUGGUGUCCGUCCCUGUCACUCCGCAACUAACUGGGACAAUCCGCGAUCAAAAUAACAACAAUGAGAAGUCGCCAGACCCAGCGGACAGCCCUAGUGACAACAAAACUGGCCAUUUAACAAACCAAAGUCUCCAAAGCACAUCAUCGGCUGAAGCUGAGCUGCAAGCACUAACUGGUAGCAUAGCAAGCAGCAAAACAAGCAGUAGAGCAAGCAGCAAAAUGUUUAAAAGAUUACCCUGUAGACCCCCUAAGAUAAAUCACUACAAGGAGCUGAAGCUGUCCGGAUCCUGGCCUGCAAACCAGUAUCGAGACCAGGAGACACAAACUAGCCCAGAGGCCCGAAAACCUACCCCUGACAACAAGGAAGCACAACAAGAACCUGUUACUCCUGGCACGGAAGUUACUCCUGAUAGCAGCGGCGGCGUAGUAGGAACUGCCUUCAGUUUUCCUAUAAAGGGAGUGAAGAGCCUGAAACUGUCAAGCAACAGCGCCUUCUCGCUGACCUCCACCUUCUCCAACCAGCUGAACAAGAGCACAGCUCAGCAGCCAGCAGGACCACCCUCAGGAAAUGUGGAGGAGACUAAACCAGCAGCAAACAGUGGGCAGGAGCCGUUUGAACAGUUCCUGCUGAAACCUGCCACCCAGCGACCAUGGGAUGCUGUAAAAGAGCUGGAGACCAUCAAAAAAGAAGUCCAGGAUCAACAGCAGCAACAGCAGCAGAGCAGCAAACAGCCCAGCGUGGACAAGUGCAUAGAGGACCUCAACGAGGCCUACAAAGACAUCUUGGAGCUAGGCACUGCCAGCAAUAAAGUCCCAAAUGGUUCUGUCCAAAUCCCAGAGCGUAUCAAAAUCCGAUUGACAUCCGAACCUCUCAACAAGCCCAGCAGCCUUAGGCGCAGUGCAGUAAGCUGGUCUGUUGACCCAGAAUACAGGGAAGUGAAGAGCGCCUUCUCCAGGCCUGCCACAAAGUCGGUAACCUUCAGCAAGCAGCUUAGAGAGGAGCUCCCGGUCCCACCUCGGGAGACGGGCUUCAGAGAAUACAGGGUUGUUGCUCAUCUUUCGCGGAGAAGGAGCAACGAUGGCAGGACAGUAAAACUAGAUCUGCCAGAUGAGCCCAUUGAGACGCCACUUUGUGACUUUAGUCCAACAACGCACACCACAGCAGCUGAGGUCCCGUGGGCAGACAGACAGCCCAUGCAGGAUGCCUCUACACUCACUAGUCCUCCUGAUUAUGAGGACAUAUGCCAGACUUUGCGUCAGUCAAGGGACCCAGCAGAUGCCAACAAAGCAUCCACUGGCCACUCCAGACCAAAUGACGCAGAGCUUACUCAAGAUCUCAGUGUUGAUUCAGAGGAGGAGUGCCCCAUUUGUAAAAGAGAGCUUGAGAAUCAGAUGAGACAGGGUCCAUUGCCUCCUCUUCAUGAGGAGAACAGCUCAGACAGCUCAGCCAAUCAAAAUGGCAGUCCACCACAAUGCACCACAUCAGAUAGUCCAGCAGAAGAUGCUAAAACAGAAGAGUCAAACGACUCAAGUGUGAAUCAAUCAGGGUCUGAAACAAAGGAGCAGCAUUCACUGACACAGGAAAACGUGGCAGAGGGUGAAAAAACAGACAAUGCUCAGGCAGCGAACUUGGACAGUUUAUGCACAGUUAAUGCUGCUGAGAGCUUACCAGCAAAUGGAGCUACAGAAGAUGCCUCUUCUGCAUCCACAAUUUUACCAAGUGAUCUGACAGGUCCCCAAGUCACAGAGGAACAGAUUGUUACCGAAAAGGUAACUAAGGACGCAGAGGUAGAAGAAAAGGAAGCCAUUGCAGGAGAAACACCUGAAGGCAGUGCGGGCAAGCAAACCGCCGAAGACAAAAGUGAGGGUAAAGACAACACAAUGCUUGAUGAGAAGCAGGAGGAAGAGAAGAAGCCAUUUGCUGUCCCAGAGCAUAGACUCGGUCAACGGACUCAUCUGGGACGAGACCACCCAGGGUUACCGGAGUUUCCGCCAGAUAGACUGCCACUUUCAGUUCCCCCGAACUUAGAUCGAAGACUAUCUCUUAGCUUGGAAGGGGAGCGGAGGAGCAGAGGCCCCUCCCACAGGAUCGAAGCAUUGCAGAACAAGCUGGCUAUUUCUCCGGGUCGAGUGGCAGUUGAGCGACUGGCUCGGAUGAGAGACGUGGAUGUUAUGUAUCGCAUGAGGCGCUUGAGCAUCAGGAGUACUGACUCUGGGGAGGGGGAGGCAGAGGGGGACGUCAAAGACGAACCAGCAGAGGAGGUCCACCCUGCUCCUCAGGGAGACAAAGAGAACAAUCAAGAGGUCGCCCAUUCACAGCAGGUCCCUGCAGAGACAGUGUUGAGGGAUGAGGAGGAGUCGUCUCUCUCAGAACCCCACAAUCCCAGCGGAGGGAAGACAGUGUAGAAAGACUGCGUCCGUCAUCUCCAUCUGAGGUUUUUAGCUCCAACACUGUGACCUGGCUGCCUACUAGAAUGCCUUCAUCUCAUCUUGACACUGAAAUGGCCUUCUUGUCCGACAAGAGCAUUGUGUACACCCUCACCCUCGGCGCUGCGUUGACUACUAAGAGUGCUGUUCCACUGCCAAAGGGAGGUGCCCCUUUAACUUAUGGGGCAACUUCCACCCCGAAGUCCCUCCCCAAGCCUUCCUAAACUGACUUAACACUACCCCAUCUUUCCUCCAUGCCCAGGCCCAUUCUCUUAUAGGGUUUCUACUAGUUAGUCUUCUUGUAGCGGCUUGUCCUUUCUAUCCUAUCCUCCCUAUGCUUUUCUCAUUGGCAGACAUUAUGCAAUUCUGUCGUGCAAACUAGAACUUCUCAAACGUCCAUCGCGGAAAAAACAUGUUUUUUCGCAUUCUGAACCUGUUUGUUUACGGGCGAGCUGUUAAGGAUAUGAAUGUAAGUGUUUAUGUUUAAAGCUAUUGUAGACGUAGAAGGGUUUAUUGUUCUGUUGCAUUUAAAACUACACCAAAACAAACAAUCUGAUUGUGGUGAGGCGACAGCUGUUUCAGAACUGGACAUCACUGUCUUUGGCUAAAGAACUGUUUUUGAUUUUCAGACGAGAUAAAAUCAGCCUUUCUUUCUUUGUUAAUUUAAUGACAUUGUGCCCUCUUCUCAUUGCUUUUGUACACACUGCAACCAUAACCCGUUAACGCUCUUCAGUGAAGAGUGACUCUAUACCACAUGACAUGAUAGAUCAGCGACCUACCUUGGUUCUACGCUGGAGAGUGAUAGUUGCCUUUUUUUUCUAACCAGAUGUGUAAUUCCUGGUCGGAUCGGGUGAAGUCUCUGAUUAGUCUCCUGAUCAAUCCAAUGUAUAGCUCCCAUUUCCAGGUAAUUUCAGGAAGCAAUAAAGGCACAGAUUGAGAGCUGAAGUGGUGGUUGGCAACUUUGAUAAACACUACGGAUGGAUAUUGGGGUACAGAACAACAGAAAAAAAACAAAAAAAAAAGAUUUGUAGAGCAAUAUUGUUGUACAAACAGCUCAGUGGUGUAGUGGAGCUACCUGUAGGAACCAUUGUCUUAAUGUGAACAUGUCAUUCAGAUCAUAUUACAGGGAAAUGGAAUCGUGUCAGGGUAUAUGGGCGCUUAACAGUGGGGGUGGGUGAUUUACUUCAUGUAUGUAUGUAUGUGUGUGUAUGUGUGUGUGUGUGCGCGUGUUCAUACAUCUGUACCGCGAAGAGACGACAUUUCACGGAAUAUUUAUUUUUGUUAUCAUCGAAUUGUUAAUCAGUUUGCAUAAUGUACAAAAUAAAAGUAUAUUUUAAAUA